Didymosphaeria variabile is the source of this 1110-nucleotide messenger RNA. RefSeq lists its product as uncharacterized. Bases 1 to 1110 code for a protein of 369 amino acids. Gene Ontology annotation, cellular component: cytoplasm; cytosol. The record is from RefSeq and is a predicted model, not a curated record. Lineage: Eukaryota; Fungi; Ascomycota; Dothideomycetes; Pleosporales; Didymosphaeriaceae. Gene Ontology annotation, biological process: secondary metabolic process. Gene Ontology annotation, molecular function: carboxy-lyase activity; hydrolase activity. The transcript is spliced from 3 exons.
AUGAAGAAAUCCGUCCUCAAAAUGCCCAUCGUCGACAUCCACACACAUAUUUACCCACCCUCCUACGUCGACCUCCUCCGCUCCCGGAAAACAGUCCCCUAUGUCCGCAACUUCGAAGAUGCCCCAGAUUCCAGCCGUCUGAUUAUCCUCCCCGGCGAAGAUGACCCCAGCACGCCGUCCACCUCUCGCGGCCGCCCCAUCGGCGCAGAGUACUACGACAUCAAGCAGAAAAUCGCCUUCAUGGACCAGCACAAAAUCGACAAGUCCGUCAUCUCGCUCGCAAACCCAUGGCUGGAUUUCCUCCCCGCCUCCGAAGCAGGAGACGCAGCGCGCAAAAUCAACGACGAUGUAAAUGAGAUAUGUGCGGGGUAUCCAGGGCGGUUAUACGCGUUUGGCACGCUGCCUUUGAGCGCGGAUGCAGACACCAUCGUUAAGGAGGUGGAUCGCUUGUCUAGUUUGAAAUACAUGCGUGGCGUGAUCAUGGGGACUUCCGGUCUUGGAAACGGUUUAGACGAUACUAAGCUUGACCCUGUGUGGGCGGCGAUAGAAAAAGCAGGGCAGAUGAUCUUCCUGCAUCCGCACUAUGGACUGCCCAAGGAAGUGUACGGGCCUAGAGCGAAUGAGUAUGGACACGUUCUUCCGCUUGCGUUGGGGUUCCCGCUUGAGACGACGAUCGCGGUGAGUAGGAUGUUGCUGAGUGGAGUGUGGGAUCGGUUUACGAAGUUGAACGUGCUGCUUGCGCACUCGGGGGGUACGCUGCCUUUUUUGGCGGGCAGGAUUGAGAGUUGUAUCUUGCAUGAUGGGCAUUUGAAGAAGGCGGGGACGAGGGAUAAUAGGAGGAAGGUUUGGGAUAUAUUGAAGACGAAUAUCUAUCUCGAUGCUGUGAUAUACUCGGAAGUGGGUCUGGGGGCUGCGGUAGCAGCGAGUGGAGCUGAUCGGUUGCUGUUUGGUACGGAUCAUCCGUUCUUCCCGCCGCUGGAAGAAGAUGUCGAGGAGUGGCAUAGCGUGAACGCGAAUUACACCGCGAUAGCGAAAGUCUUUGACAAUGACGGGCGGGCGAAGGACGUUCUUGGUAACAAUGCUGUGCGGAUACUCAAGUUGGACGAGUAG